AUGAUAAUGUCUCUACAUAACCCACUAGUACGAAAGCGAACGCUUUCCAACCCCACGGAACCUUCCAAAAAGCAGAAAAAUGACUCCGAUGACCAUUUGAAAUUUUCUGAAAAAGUUUACUCAGAAUAUGUAACUGCCGCUUUGGAUGCUAUCGAGCAGGUAAGUAGCUCAACAGGUGCCACAAAGUCUUCAAGUGUACUAAUCCAGAACGAAACGAACCAAAUCGACGGGUUGGCUGCCAAGAUUAACCGACCAGCCGACCAUGAAGAAUCCAUUUCCAUUUCAGAUUUCAGCAUUGUUCUUCGAGUACUCAUUCGCAAUAUCACUCGACUCGAUAACAAGGCAUGCCAGCAUUUGGUCUCGUGCAUCAUAGCCUACCGAUGGCUUGACGUCAUCCUGACUCCUAUCACCGCAUCGAAAACUACGUUUCUUGACCUUUAUCUGCAUUUUCUUUCUGUUUUGGUAGCAUCUCUUCCUCGCUACUUGAACGAGGUUCUUGGGAAGCUUGUGAAUGAGUUUUCUUCGGUGGCAGUUACAAGUGAAACUUCAACCACUACUAGCAAUUUGCACCAUACAAUCAUCAAAGAUAUCCUCAAAUAUGUCCCCACAAGUGUGGGGUCGUUGCCCACAGCAUUGACCAAGGGCUUCCCUCAUCACCUAGCAUCGUCUCCUGCCGAGUUGACCAACUAUGUUGCAAAUUUGCUCAAAAUGCUCGAAUAUUGUCCGGAGUUGAGCUCUCAUAUUUGGCAGAUGAUCAUCGAAUCCAGCAUCAAGCUCGAUGUAGAGUUGCAGAACGAGUUGGACGACUUGGACGACGAAGAAAUCGAGGAUUUGAUCAACGGAGAGGAGGAAAAAGAGGAGGAAAGAGAUACCAUUGGCAUCGCAUCGGACGAAAAAGAUGAAGACGAAGAAAAAGAGGAAGACGAAGAGAAUGACGAAGGAGCUUCGGAUGACGAAGAGUAUUUGCUAGAUCCGGUUUCCUCCACCAGUGACAUACGUAAACUUCUGCAGAAACUUGACUCUAUUAUUGAGAUAAUUCUAACUACCUCAGACUCCGAGUUCAGACAAAAUGAAAUUUCUACCAAAGGAUUGACCAUUUUCAAUAGCUUGAGCAAGUUGUUCCAAACCCACAUUCUCCCCACUCAUUUUACAAAGCUGACCCAGUUUUUGCUUUUUCACAUUUCCCAGAGUAAGGCUGAGCUUUCCGAUGCAUUUUUGGUGAUGUUAAUUGACAUUGCAUUCAAAGUCGACGAAAUGGUGGAAAAAAGAAUCAAAGCCAUGCAAUAUCUCUCGUCAUACAUUGCACGAGCCAAAUCGUUGUCUCGGGAUCAAGUGGUUUUUGUCGUAAGCUAUCUCAUGGAAUGGUUGAACCGAUACGUGCAAGAACGAGAAUGUGAAAUUUCCGACUACGAAGAUAACAAAACCGGCUCCAAAUCUGUAGGAGGCAUGGAGAGGUUCAAACUCUUCUACGCAGCUUUCCAAGUGUUGAUCUAUGUCUUCUGUUUCAGACAUCAAAUGCUACUUAAUUCUUCUGGUGAAUGGGAAUGUGAAAUCGACCAGUUUUUCCAGCGGGUUAUCGUCACCAAGUUCAACCCACUCAAGUACUGUGACGAAACCGUGGUGUUCAUCUUUGCCAAAAUAGCUACAAAGAUGAACGUGUGCUACUGCUACUCCAUCAUUGAGCACAAUAAGAGAGAGAGAAUGCUUCUGACCAGAGGAAAGAAUAACUUACCUUCUGCAGUCUACAACUUCAAACUGAAGCAGGAGUUUUUAGAUCUCGAAGCAUACUUUCCAUUUGAUCCCAUAGUGCUUCCAAACAGCAAAGAAAUUAUUAGUGCUAAUUAUAUCGAAUGGGCAGAAGUGAACCCUACUGAAGACGACAACGAAGACGAAGAAAGCGGAAGUUAUGAACAGGACAGCGACGAGUCGAUUACGAGCGAGGAGGAUGAUUAA
Molecule: messenger RNA, 1953 nt
Organism: Meyerozyma guilliermondii ATCC 6260
Lineage: Eukaryota; Fungi; Ascomycota; Pichiomycetes; Serinales; Debaryomycetaceae
Gene: RRN3
Product: rDNA-binding RNA polymerase I transcriptional factor
Exons: 1
Coding region: 1-1953 (650 amino acids)
Biological process (GO): transcription initiation at RNA polymerase I promoter
Cellular component (GO): nucleus
Molecular function (GO): RNA polymerase I core binding; RNA polymerase I general transcription initiation factor activity
Source: RefSeq, a predicted model, not a curated record